Lampris incognitus (smalleye Pacific opah) is the source of this 7955-nucleotide messenger RNA. It is a transcript of the gene shroom4, whose product is annotated as shroom family member 4. Gene Ontology annotation, cellular component: apical junction complex; adherens junction; apical plasma membrane. Gene Ontology annotation, biological process: actin filament organization. Gene Ontology annotation, molecular function: actin filament binding. The record is from RefSeq and is a predicted model, not a curated record. The transcript is spliced from 11 exons. Lineage: Eukaryota; Metazoa; Chordata; Actinopteri; Lampriformes; Lampridae. The coding region runs from base 764 to 6139 and encodes 1791 amino acids.
AUAGGGGGUGUGAGAAAGAGAAAUGCAGUGAGCGAGAGGGCGAAAUAGCAAUGUUUUGUCUCCCAGCGAGAAGAGCAAGAGAGGGAGGGUGAAGAGGAGGAGAGGAAAGGAGGGAGGGAGGUGAAAGGACCACUGAUCAGUUUUCUAUACCACAAGCGGGGACAUGCUGGUCAAAACCUGCCCGCUGCUUCACUUCAGGUGGACAGCGGAUCACUGACUGCACUUUUGUUAUGCAUCUUUUUUCGCCUGUGGAACGACCCAGACUUUUAUCAGCUGCUGUAAGGAGGGGAAACACAGGAUUUACCCACUGUGAAGGGGGAAAGAAAACAAACAAAACCAAAAGAGCCCAUAUCUGCCUCUGGCCUGCUGUGUUGUUUUGUGAGGUGCGGCGUUCUCAACUUGGCAAGUUGUGAAAGUCAGCGUGUGAAAGGUGAUGAGACACUAGUUGUCUGUGGCGCGAGGUGCGUUCGCCAAGCCCGCCGUCGUGCGAGUGUUUGGAAAUCACCGGGAGUGCAUCCCCAAGAGGUCGCUGGACUCUCAAUGUUGACCUCCUGUGUACGUGGGACACAGCUGCAAGUUUUUACUCCGUUUUUAGUUUUUUCGGAGGCGCAGUGUCCCGUUGAUCAGGCCUCACUCCUGGCACCUGGCCAAGCUAUCGGACCCCUCGCUCCCCCUGCCCCCUCCCCCGCCUCCCCCUGCCUCUCCCCCGUGCCUCCCCCCCGACGACUGCCCGCCGCUGCCCCCGCCGCCUCCCCCGUCUACCAUGCAGCUCCACUCUGGCCCCUACACGCUACCCUGGCACACAACCGACAGCAGUGACUUGUCCAUGCAGUGGGGCCAGCUAUCCAGACCUUACUCCUCCACAGACCGCAGUAGUUCCCUGGGCUCCAUGGAAAGCCUGGACCCCGCCACCCCAACCACACACCAAUACUCUGAUUCCCACAACUCACCCGUCGAUCCUGCCCUCUUCAACAACAAGCGAGACUCUGCCUACAGCUCCUUCUCAGCCAGUUCCAACACAUCCGACUACGCAACGGUGCCGCUCAGGCCCGGUGAGGCCUGCUCCAUGGAUAACCUCCUCCAGGGCCUGGGAUCUGCUUGUAGAGGCUACCCUUGCAGGGAUGUACCGACACCGGGGAACUCAUCAAGUGAGGCCCAGGAUGAGGCCCAGCUAAUGGGAAUCAAGUCCAGGUCACUGACAAGGCCGAAAGCAAGGUCUGCUGAAGCGAGAGGGAGGCCCUCCUCCUGCUGCUAUGAGGAGGAUAGGAAGGGAGAAGACCUCAAAAACAUGAUGGAUAAGGAAAGAGGUGUUCAGCAAAAGGCGAAUCCCCCUCAGCCUCCAACCAGGAGAGAUAGUUUCAGGGCCACAAGGAACCACCCAGAGGACAAACGUUGCGUCUCUGCCCCUGUCGGAAUUCCCAGCCAUUCCAGUUACUGCAACGAGGAUAAGGAGUCCCCCCCCUGUCUCGAACUGAAAAUGCGUAACGGCUACCCCAGUGAGUCUGAAAUAGGUGACAGAAAUGGGAAUUUCAAAGAGGAGUCACUGGAACUGUACUAUAAGAUUCACAGUCAGAAUGAAGAUUUAAACAGUAUCAUAAAUGAUAAUAGCACUAAUAAAGACUAUGACUUGGAGACCUCCACAGAACACCACCAACACCUUGCUCAGGGGAGUGCCUGCCUUCGCCCCAUUAGCUCAGGUUGCCAGGGCUCCUUACCUCAAGAACCCUCCAUAGAACAGCAGAGGGUGUCUGACCUGUUGUGUUCUGAGACCAAGCCCUCCUUACCAGAACUGCACCGACAUAGUGCCCCGGAAAAGCUUUUGGCCUCCCAGCUUCAGCUGCUGCAGUUCAACGGUGAUAAUUCAUUGGUGGAGGUUUCUGAUGACUCAAAUCCCUCAGAGCCCUCCUUGUCUUCUUGUAGCAGCCAGUGGACCCAGUCAUCUCAUCAGCUCACAGGGGAAGACCUUGCUGGUGAAAACCUCCUUCAGGCCUCGCAGAACAAGUGGGGAGGCAGUCGUUGCUCCACCCCAGGCUCAGUGUUUUUGGAUGGGGAUUGUGAAGGAGGUGAUAUAGGAGAGAGGCUGAAGGGGAUGGAGGAUGUGCCUGGUGGAUCCCUCUCCACAAAUCAGCACCACCGCCAUUGGGGUCGCUCUGUAAGUGUACCUGGGGACCCCGGUGUAUCAUCCGCUCAGGAAGGAGUUAGCUCUGACCGGGUACUAGAUAGAGAAUUUACGCCACUCAGUUCUGCCGCCAGUGUGGACACUUUACUGGAGGAGCAGAGGAGAGGAGAAGAAGAGAGGGGGGGAGGAAAAGAAAUAGAUGCAGAAGGAGAGGCUGCUAUGAAGAAACUCAGUUCAUCCAGGAACCAUCGACGGAACCGCCGCCGCAGCGAGCGUUUUGCCACUAACCUUCGAAAUGAGAUCCAAAGGAAAAAGGCCCAGCUUCAGAAGAGCCGUUGCCCUGGAGGGCUUCUUUACAAUGGGGAAACUGUGCAUGAGGAGGAGGGUCCAGACCUUCAUGAGCAAGGGGGGGACCCAGACCCACCUGCCCAGGAAAGAAGCACCAAAGUUGGGAUUGUCCCGCAUGUUAGUCCCUUAGCAUCAGGGACCACAGCCCCAACUGAGGAACCACCGACUUCAAGUGAGGUGAACCAUCAAGGCUUACAGACUCAUGUCCGCUACAAUCGAUCGAGUUCGGUCCAGAUUUUGGACCCAGGGGUCCCUAGUUUUGGCGUCGGUAUCCGGGUGGUGGAGGAACCAGCACCGGCUGGUAAAGCUCGCCGCUGGCGCUGGACACCUGAACAUAAACUGCAACCAGAGCCCCAACCGGACCGACGGCUCAGAGUUCUGGGUGAAAGAGUGAUAGAGGUCACAGGGUCACGGCAUGGGGUUUGUGCCUUCACUUCUUCUGGCUCUUCAUCCACCCGCUCUUCCUCUGCUUCUCGGAUGGAGGAUUCUGAUAUCCUUCCGUUUGCAGAUAGAAUGAAAUUUUUUGAAGAGACUAGCAGAAGUGUGUCUGUGUCCAAUCUUGCUGGACUGACAAGUCACAGGCAGUGGAAACACCCUGAACCUUUGGAGGCCCAGGAAAGGGAGAUCGGUCAGCACCACACCCAGAGGAGGUACUCCUACCAAGGGGGACUCUAUCAGGAAGGCGCCCUGCUUGUCAACACAAUGGAGGCCCGAAGGCAGUCUGUGAGCAGCAGCAGGGGGAGAGAAAGAGAAAAAGAGAGGGAGAGGGAGGAGAGGGUGAGAGAACAGGAAAGGGAACUGGAAGAGAGGAAGAGAGAGAGACAAUGGGAGAGAGAGCGAGAGGAGAGAGAAUUAGAAUUGGAGAGGACAAGGCUGAGGGAGGCUGAGAGGGAACGAGAGAGGGAGAAGAGGGUAAGAGAGUGGGAGAGGGAGCGAGAGAGAGAACUUGAGGUGGAGAGAGAGAGGGUCAGAGAGAAAGAACAGCAGGAAAAAGAAAGAGAGAUUGAAAGAGAAAGGGAGGAGAGAGAGAAAGAAAAAGAAAGAAAGGCUCAGCCUGCCUCAGAUCAGGACUUUUACAACAGCUCAGGACUCAAAGGAAAAAAGCAAGACUUCCAUCAUCAGGACAACCUACACAACCCUUUGCCCCAGUUCCAAGCUCAGACUCUCUCCCACAGCCAAGCCCACAAUCAGGCCCUUCGGUCGGCCUUCUUUUCAGUCAACAAUCGCUCUCAGUACCCGGAGAACCAGCCACACACAGCCAGGAGCCACACGCCUACAGAAUCGUAUCCCGCCCAGCAACAAGAAACGGCAAAGCUGAACAGGAAGUACAGCCUGACCGAAAGGGACUACCCAAGGUGGAGACAUGACUCCAGGACACUAGAGAGCCCCAAUCAGCACCAACAACAUUUGUACCAGGGUCAGUGGGACCCCAGACCGAAUGACAGCCACAGGGAUGACCGCUGUGGGUCUACGUUCGCUCCCCCGCCAGCCCCUCUCUCACUUCGGGGCCGCGCCAUGUCCGAAAACGACCUCCGCUAUGACGGCAGUCAUCGUUGGUCACCUUCCAUCUCCAUGUCUACCAGCCAGACACUGUGUGAGGUAGAGGAAGGAGGGGGUGGGGACCGAAGCAGAGAGAUGGGAAGCAUUGCCGGGCUGCCCAGGAGGAAGACCCCGCCUCCGCCGAGGCCGCCACCCCCGAAGUGGGAGCAGUUUCACCGCAGGCGAGCAUCCUAUCACACCCUGUUUGAAUCUCCUCCUGUUUCCUCUUCCUCCACUGCCAUGCUGCCUCCAGCUCGUCACUCAAUCUCACCGUCUUUUAGCCCUUCGGAGGGACACCGUCCCUUUCAACGGUCCCUGUCCAUUGCUCCACCUGAAACAUCCAGGCAGAGGUCCUACAGUCUUCCACCACAGAGGCAGGAAGUGCAGGGUGGCUGCUGGCGUUGCAGCUGCAACCAGGGUCAGCCUCAGGGUCAAGAACGCACCUACACCAGUGCCCCGUCCAAUCGAAACGAGUCUGAAAUUCGGGAACGCCCCUACUCUCACGGCUCGUCCAACCAGAGCCAGGCUCAAAUUCAAGAACAUUCCUUUUCCAUCGCCCCACCCAGUCCUAUGUUCUCCAGGAGAGCCUUCAGACCUGUGGCUCCUCCACAUAGAGAGAAAGAGGGAGACUCAAGGGUUGGAUUGGGAGGCCAGAGGGAAAGAGGGGACAUGCUGCCACCUCUACCUCCACCUGCUCCACUACCACCAACAGAGAACUGUGUAAACAGCUUAUUUGAGAUGGACCCCAGCAACAGCCCAGAUGAGGACAGUACAACAAAGGGGAAAUCUCACAAAGUUCUGCCAAAUCUGAGACCAGGGGCCGAGUGGGAGAGAACUCAAUCUUCCAGAGUUCAUAGUGACAAGUCUCUCCCGGCUAUGGUUGGAAAUGGAGUUUGUAGCGAGGCUAUAUCUCUUCAAUCCUACUUUGCCAUAAACUACGAUCAACAGCCACCCCUACGGAAAAAAAGAGGGUUCAGGGGCUAUUCUGGAAACACUGGCAGUAGCACAGAACCCCGAAAGAUUCCAGGAAUGGAUCCGGAACCAGGAACGGAAUCAGAAACUACCCUUAGCCCAAGCCCAGCCCACAGCCUAGAGGCUGAGCUCGAUAUCCCCAUGGAGACUGACAUUGAUGAUUUCCAGGAAGAGGAGGGGCUUCCCCUUGAGGACGAGCCAAUCAGCAGUGAGCUCCCUUGCUUUGCCCUGCCUGUCACCGUGCUGGAGACGGACAUCGACACCUUACCCAGUUCAGAGGCCUCGCCCUUGGACAGGAUGAGAGCAGAGAGCGGCUCGCUGGACGAUGAGCUGGAAGUUGGAGAGAGGAGCAGCGAGGAGCUGAGGCUGGAGGAGCUCUUCCCUCAGGGCAGUGAAGGGGAAUCAGAGAGCUGGAGAGGAGCCUACCGCACCAUAGAGCACAAUUCAGACAGCUUGGACAGGCGGUCUGGUGCGAGCUCCACCUCUUCUUAUCACAGCACAUCGGCGGCCAAGGCCCAGCUGCUGUCCCAGAUGAAGGACCAACAUGACGCCAGAGAGCGGGAUGAGGACGACGAGCUGACUUAUAAGAAACAGCUGAUGGAGAGCCUGCGUAAGAAGCUGGGGGUCCUGAGAGAAGCCCAGAGGGGGCUACAGGAGGACAUCAGAGCCAACGCCCAGCUGGGAGAGGAGGUGGAGAGCAUGGUGGUGGCGGUUUGUAAGCCCAACGAGGUGGAUAAGUUUCGGAUGUUUAUCGGGGACCUGGACAAGGUGGUCAGCCUCCUUCUGUCUCUGUCAGGGAGGCUGCUGCGGGUGGAGACCUCCCUGGACACGCUGGACCCGGACACUGCGCACCAUGAGAGGCUCCCUCUGCUGGAGAAGAAGUGUCAGCUCAUGAAGCAGCUGUCGGAGGCCCAGGACCUAAAGGACCACGUUGACCGCAGAGAGCAGGCCGUGGGCAGGGUCCUGGCUCGGUGCCUUUCCCCCGAGCAGCACAGGGACUACAGCCAUUUUGUGAAGAUGAAGGCAGCGUUGCUGGUGGAGCAGAAGCAGCUGGAGGAUAAGAUCCGGCUGGGAGAGGAGCAGCUCAGGGGGCUGAGGGAGAGUCUGGGCCUGGGACUUGGCAUGGGCAUGGGCAUGUCUAUGGGCUAUGGACAUUAUUGAUGAGAAGUACAGGGAUGUCAAUGAGCUAAGAGCUAUCAAUGAGCAUUAACCAAAAGAUGAUGAAGAUGGAGAAAAGCCCGGCGUGUACACACAUACACACACACACAUGUACACACACACAAAGACCAGGACAACUCUGCACCAUUACAUUACUUUACGUUUUUGCCAAUGAGGCAAGAGGAUGCUACUUGUUUCUGAUGCAACUCAUCAUGCAUUUUCUGAUUUCAAGGGACAUGAUCUUGAUACUAGCAUACUGAAUGGCUUUAUUUUGAGAUUGUGUCAUUCGUCUAGAAAAUCCUCAAAAGGAGCGAGAAUCCACGGGACGCAAGUAAACGCUCUCGCUCCGUUGCCAACGUUUGUUUUUUUCUUCACCCGCUUUCAAGAUAACAAAACUCUUCGGCUAUACCACGAGCCUGAGAGACGGAGGCCUGUCGAGAACUCACCUUGUAACGAAAAGGUGGGAGAUGGUUGUGAAAGCGACUUCAAGUCAGGUGCGGAGAAGGCAAAUCUUCGGACGCCGUCAAAGUUUUUGCCGCACCGAUGAAGAAAAGGAUCCGUGUUGAAAUUCUCAACGACGCCUUGAAAAAGACUGCAACUGGAUCACGUCGAAGAUUUCGCUAUAAGGCCCUUGACCAAUCGCAAAUAUUCCCUCUAUGUUCAAAAAAGCUCUUGAUUGGGGGAGGAAAAAAAAGGGCGUAUUUACUCAUGCGGUUUUGCGGGCGAUUCUAUGAAAAGCUCUUCCCAGCACCACGAGUACACUCAUCCGUCGCUCAACCCUGCGGCUUCCGGUGCCACCCUCAACCCGCCGGGUCACGCACGACAGCUCUUCUUCCUCACGCUCCAGUUCACGUUAUUCACUCGUGUGCGUUAGUGCACGCUGCCGGCGCGUGUCUUAGCAGUUGCGUUACGUAGCCAAAGAUGCCAUUGUUUGAAAAGCUUGGCGCUGCCUAAUCCGAAUCUCCCCGAGGAGAAUUUUCUCGCUGCUUCUUGUAAAGAAAUUGUAUUUCUCUAAACGUUAACUGCCUUGAAGUGUCACAGAAUACAGUCGCAGCAACUGUUCUCUGUUCCGUUAUCGUAGCCCCGGUAGAACGAAUGGGCGCCAAGCGAAGGCGAGUUCUGUCUUCCCUAAACUCUGGACUGACAAACGUUUUUGUUUUUUGUUUUUUUUGCCGUCUUUCCUGAGGAAUGACAGCCGUGUUCUGCAAUACGUGUUUUAUCUGUGCACUACUUUUGUUUGGGUGUGUCUGUAUCCUCUUUGACCAGACGGUCUACAGCUGUAAUAUGUUCGGGAGUUUGAGACUCUCCGUCGACCCGUAUAUUGUGGCACAGCGCCUUUUAUGUAUAAACGACACCUCUGUUCAUAAUGUGUACCUUUUGUAUAUAGUGAUCGAUCCCAAAUGACUGGAUUCUGUUGUGACUGAUGCGCGUGCGGCAAGUUCUGGAAGAGUAGAAGUGCCAUGUUUUACGUUCGGGGGGGGGGGCAACCAACACUACAGCAGCAUUUAAUUUGUCAAGCAUUACAAUUGUCAUUUUCACCUUUUGAGAAUGUGUAAGGGUCUGCCGAUGUAAACAUAUGACACAUAAUUAAACUAUUUAACCCCAAAGCUCAGUUUGUUUAUUCUUCAGCCGGGUGUUAACAGGACGUGCCCCCUCCCCCCAGGGACUUGUAUAAAGUUGAGUUAGUUUUUGGUUUUUUUCCACCAAAAACUUUCACAUGAUGGAAAAGGAUUUGUGCACACCCGUCAAAGGUCAGUUGGUUAGCUCUGUUAGCCUGUUGUGUAUAUAUAUAUAUAUAUAUAUAUAUAUAUAUAUAUAU